This is a messenger RNA of Hydractinia symbiolongicarpus, 1395 nucleotides long. Its product is annotated as translin-like. NCBI's taxonomy places the organism in Eukaryota, Metazoa, Cnidaria, Hydrozoa, Anthoathecata, Hydractiniidae. Gene Ontology annotation, biological process: RNA metabolic process. Gene Ontology annotation, cellular component: nucleus; cytoplasm. The record is from RefSeq and is a predicted model, not a curated record. Bases 438 to 1115 code for a protein of 225 amino acids. The transcript is spliced from 6 exons. Gene Ontology annotation, molecular function: RNA binding; single-stranded DNA binding; sequence-specific DNA binding.
UCAUUUGGGAAAAGUCGGGGAAUUGGGAAGUUAACCCUGUUCAAGAACUUUAAGCUGUGCAUAGCAUGUACUACGUAAGUUUGAUAUUGUUCAUGGAACACUGAGAUGUAUUAUUGAUUGAUUGAUUGAUUGAUUGAUUGAUUGAUUGAUUGAUUGAUUGAUUGAUUGAUUGAUUGAUUGGCCAGACACUUUUUUUGUAAGAUAUUAAUGACGCUAUGUUCUCUUGGCUACUUACAGGCAAUAUACAAAGUGAUAAUCAGUGAACAUUUAGAGAUUCUGUGCAUUUCUUACAAGAAAACACUAGUUAUUUAAACUCAUGUUUCACAUGAAAACUAUAAAAAAUAAAAAAAUUAUUGUGAAAUUCUAUGAAUAAAAGUAGAGUGUUUUUAGCGAGAGGACUGUGUUAUUAUUUUAGGUUUUUAUAAACAGUUGAUAUAAUGGCUAGUAAAACACUAAACAUGUUUUCAUCUUUUCAAGAAUUUUUCGACAAAGAGCAACAGAUUAGGGAGGAAAUUAAAACUAUUGUUCGUGAAUUGGAACAAAAAGCUAGGGAAAUGUUAGCAAUCAUUCAAACCGUCCAUCAUAAUGCCAGCAAGGAUAAUAUUAUUUUAGUUUGUCAGAAUGUUCGUGGGAAACUUCCUGAUGUUAUUCAACAUCUUGCAUUGCUUGGGGAAAAAGUACCAGCUGGACAAUAUUACAGGUUUCAUGAUCACUGGAAAUUUGUUUUGCAAAAACUGGUCUUCUUAGUGUGUUUAAUAACUUAUCUUGAAAGGGAGGAAUUGAUGCCCCGUACCGAGGCUGCUACUCUGUUAAAAGUGCACCUGAGAUGGGAGGAUGGUUUCCACUUGGACUUAGAUGACUAUCUAAUUGGUGUGUUGCAGUUAGCAAGUGAAUUGUCUCGAAUGUGUGUCAACACCGUGAUUGCUGGCGACUACGAGCGACCCAUCCGGAUUGCUAGCUUUAUCUCAGAGCUUGACGCCGCUUUUCGUUUGUUGAACUUAAAGAAUGACGCUUUGAGAAAGCGCUUUGAUUCGUUGAAAUACGACUUGAAGAAAGCUGAAGAGGUUGUGUAUGACUUGUCUAUAAGAGGUCUGAAACCCAAAUCGACCACGUGAUCCGUUUCGUCAUUAAAAAAGGCGCGGCAAAGAUAUUUUGAACUUAGAUGGAAUUGAACAAUUGCAAUCAACGGCAAAGGACAAAAAUUUUCCGGACAUAUUUAACCAUUGACGUAAAUGAUUGUUUUUGAGUAGUCCGCAGCUUUUUCCCAGCAGACAAAAUAACUCAUCGAUUUUUCGGCAACAAUAAUUAUGUUUUAAUAUCGGAAGAAUAGAAUUUGUAUUAAUAUAUGAACAAGCUAUGAAAGAAAUAAAAAAGUUUAACGCUGGAAAGAAAGGA